GAACUAUCACACCACAUCAUCAUUUCUGGGUGCGAAAGUAUACCAAGCCGACGCGCACAACUAUUCAUCCGAUGACUGGAUGGUGUCCUGUGUGUCGAGACCCCACGUGACAGUGUUUGAACAGGGUGUGUCAAUACGAUCGACAGUAUAGAGGAGUCGGGCCAUAUCCCAGUCAACCAGUGCCAUAUCAGGGCAUAGGACAUAACCAAAAUGGGAAACAAAGAGGUUGAUGUCGAGGAUCGAGGGGGCUGGUCCGGCAGACUGGACUUCCUGCUGUCCUGUAUUGGCUACGCUGUGGGGCUGGGAAACGUCUGGAGAUUCCCCUAUCUCGCCUACAAACAUGGGGGAGCCUCCUUCCUCAUCCCAUACGUCAUUAUGCUGGUACUGGCUGGUCUCCCCAUCUUCUUCUUUGAACUCGCCCUUGGCCAGUUUGCCUCAGAGGGACCCAUCACAGUGUGGAAGGUCAGCCCCAUUUUCACAGGUGCCGGGUACGCCAUGGUUAUCACCAGUGCCGUCGUCGCCAUCUAUUACAACGUCAUCAUCAUGUACGCCAUCUACUACAUGUUUGUCAGCUUCGUCAACCUCGACGACAAACUACCGUGGGAGACGUGCAACAACGACUUCAACACCAAGUUAUGUCGGCGAGAGGCAUUCACGGAUCUGAGUGGCGCUAACGAGACAUUCUCACUCGGCACAUUGUACGAUGAGAAGUUCAACUCCUCAUGCGUGCGUGGAUUGGUCAGCACAGUAGCCAAUAAGACCAUGAUGCCAGACCUGACCUUUGACACCGUCAACUCCACUCUGCUCAAUGGCGCGGGGAAGUACUUCGAGGAAUGCAAGAUCAGGUGGACAACAGCGAGCGCGGAAUACUGGGCACUGUACGUGACGCGGUACCCGGAAUCCGACGGCAUCGGCAGCCUGGGACCUGUGAGUCUGAAGAACAUCAUCUGUCUCCUAUUUGCCUGGAUCCUCAUCUUCUUCUGCCUAAUGAAGGGCAUCAAGUCUUCUGGGAAGGUUGUGUACUUCACCGCCACCUUCCCCUACAUCGUGCUUGUGGUCCUGCUGAUCCGAGGCCUGACUCUGCCGGGGUAUGAGAAGGGCAUCGAAUUUUACAUUAUACCUGUAUGGGAGCGUCUUCUGAAUCCUUCGGUAUGGGGCGACGCAGCGGCUCAGAUAUUCUACUCCCUGGGACCAGGUUUUGGUGGUCUGCUAACGAUGUCCAGUUACAACAAGUUCAAUAACAACUGCUACAGGGACGCAAUAAUAGUUGCGUUAAUCAACUGCGGCACCAGUGUCUUCGCGGGGUUCGCCAUCUUCUCGCUCCUUGGCUUCAUGGCCUAUCAGUCCAACGUGGAAGUGUCCGAGGUCGCCGACGAGGGUGUUGGAUUAGCGUUCAUCGCUUACCCAGAAGGCAUAUCUAGACUUCCGGUUGCUCCACUGUGGGCCUUCCUGUUCUUCUUCAUGCUGCUGACCCUAGGGAUGGACAGUCAGUUCGCCAUGAUGGAGACAGUUAUCAGCGGCAUCUCGGACGUCUUCCCGCAGUAUCUCCGUAAAAGGAAGACGCCCUUCACCUUGAUAUGUUGCAUCAUCGGCUUCUUACUCGGCAUCCCCAUCGUCACCUACGGUGGUUUAUACGUGUUGACGCUGAUGAACUGGUACAGUGGCAGCUACAACCUGUUCGCGAUAGGUUUCUGCGAGCUGUUCUGUAUAUCGUAUGUCUACGGUAUCAAGAGAUUCAUGUGUGACAUUGAGAUGAUGUUGGGGUUCAAACCUAACGUUUACUGGUGGGCGAUGUGGACGGUCCUCACGCCUCUCACAAUACUGUUCAUCAUCAUCAUCAGCGCCUACAACGCAGCUCCCGCCGGCUACAACGACUACACGUUUGAGCCGUGGGCCCAGGGAGUGGGUUGGAUGAUGUCGCUGGUGCCUGUUGCCGUCAUCAUCGUCACCGCCCUCAUACAGAUCAAGAGACUGGGAUUUAGGAACUCCUUAAAGCCCACUGCCGACUGGGGUCCGGCUGACCCCGCCAACAGGACCGGCAGGUACGCAGACAUGGACAGCGUCGACAUCGGCCCUUCACUGGCUUACAUCUCUAAGGUCAACGAGGCGUUCGAGACAGACGACCUUCCCCUCAAGAACGUGAACGGGACCACGCCCCAGGACGAUACCCUUACGAAGGAGGAAUUAAGCUCAUCUUACUCCCUUCGUCUAUAGACUUUCUGACACCUCAAAGUCUCGUUAAGCGUGUACAAAUUUGCAUUUGAGUCCCGAAUUCAAUUCUAUUUAUUAUUUCGUUCCCCUAACCCAUUCCGUAACCUUCAUCUUGUCCAGAAUUCUGAAACAUUUCUCAAAUGCCUCUGAACGUUGUCCUUUAAUCUGGUGUUUAUAUAGAAACAGUUUUAUGUAUACAAUUUCUCGUACAAGCUCACGUAUUUGUGUUUUAGCGUAAUGUGUGUGCACACGACAGUGAAACUCCGUUUGAGCGGACCCUUGUCAAACCAGAAACCUGGCCCCAAGGACAGUUUAUGUCUGAAACGUCUACCAAGACACAAGGGGACAUAACUCCACUCCCGUCCUUCGUAAUUCCGGUAAUUUGUCAAUUCCGAUAAUUUCACAAGGCAUGGUACCGUUUGAUUUACCAAAGUUUUAAUGCAUACGGUCUCUCGCGUUAUUUGAAUGUGGUUAGUGUACGUACAACACUAUCAAUGCAGCUUCCAUCGCCAGUAGGCGUCACUUACUCUAUAUACAGGACUCGCCUUAAUCCGGAACUCGGAUUAAACAGCAUUUAGUUGUAAUGUCGUAACCUAUGGCGUCUAAUGUCGGCGUCUACGGCGUCUAACCAAUAAACCAAUAAACCGAGAGGUGUUUAGUCGUGUAUAAUCCACAUAAUUAAUAAUAAACAUGUCUUUUCAAAAUGUGUGAGAGAGAGAGUUGGGUUUAACGCCGCUUUUAACAGUAUUCCAGUUAUAACACGGCGUGUCAGCUUAAUGUGGGAGGAAAGCACGAAGUGAUGCAGGUGCCAGAUGUUUACCACUUCGGUGAAGCCCACGAGCACGGGUAUGGUGCUGACAAACCUAAAAACAUUAUCAGAGCGAACCGGGAUUCGAACCCACAAUCAUAGAUUUCUGGCGUUCCCAAGCGACGCAACUCUGCACCGCGAAUCGCGACGCCUUAGACGACAGGGCCACGCGUGCCUCCAUCCAAAACAAUAAGAGUUUAACGUGGCAUUGAGAAGUAUUUCCGAAAUAUCGCGGCGCGUCGGUAUGUGGGAAGAAAAUCACAAGUUAUGCGGGUCUUUGGCACGGGUAUGGUUCUGACAAACCAAUGAUCAUAAUGAUGUGAGAUUCGAACCCAUGAUCACAGGGGACAGACACGUCUAAUUGAUGCAACUUCGCGGCGAAUUAGGUGUUUUAGACGUCUGUCCCGAUCAAAUCAACCCCAACCCUCCCCAUCAACCCCCACCCACCCACCUAGAGAACAAUAGUUUUAAAGUUAGUAAGACAAUAUUUUGGGUUAGAAUUUUUAAGAUUUUCUUUUCAAAAUAGGCUAUUGAAUUUUUUUUUAAUUCGAAAUUGAGUUUUAACAAACGCUGCGGUGGUACUCCAUGUUCCUUUAGCAAUACGCGACUAGCCAUUUGUGAAUUGCCUUUUGACAUUUUCUAUGAUUUAUGUCUUUUUAUCUUUGACGAUUUAUCAGACCUACGUUAUUCUCUUUGAGAAAUGGUUCCAGUUAGAUGUAUGCUAAGCCUUAAGUUCUUCCUUCUUUGAGUAUGGAGCGCACCAUACACAUCGUGCAUAAUAGUCAGAACCAGUGUGAUAUCAAUGUUGUUGAAAGGUAAUAAAAAACCAAUUAGAAUAAAUACACUUUUAUGACUUUGACAAAAGAUGCACACAGAUAUAAAUAUUGUAUCACGCAAUAUAUUUGUCGCUAGGUUUCACUGUAAUAAAUGACUCCUGAGCA
This is a messenger RNA of Haliotis rufescens (red abalone), 3960 nucleotides long. Its product is annotated as sodium-dependent proline transporter-like. The transcript has 16 exons. Bases 211 to 2214 code for a protein of 667 amino acids. Gene Ontology annotation, cellular component: membrane. The record is from RefSeq and is a predicted model, not a curated record. Lineage: Eukaryota; Metazoa; Mollusca; Gastropoda; Lepetellida; Haliotidae. Gene Ontology annotation, biological process: sodium ion transmembrane transport.